AAUUAGUUUAUGUGCACAGUGCGCAUGCGUGACUCAGAGAUUUUGCUACGUUGUGACUCAUUUGUGUCCGUAACAGCUGGCGGUUUGUUGGUGAGAUACAGAUACCGCAAACACGGACUUCCUGUGGGACAAGCGCACCGGCUUGGCUGCGAGAACGAUGCCGCAUUCAAGAAGGUACCGUUCUUCAGAAAGGGGCAGCAGAAAUAGUUAUGAGCGUUACAGAAGCCGAAAACAUAGACGGAGAAGAAGCAGAUCCCGAACAAGUAGCAGUGAUAGAACACGUGAUCGGAGACGCCGGCACAGUGACAGCUACCAUGAAAGAUCUCGAAGUUAUGAAAACAGAUCUUCUGAUAGAAGAGCUUCAGACAGAAGAGCCUAUGACCGGAGGCACUGUGACUACAGGAGAAACUACAGCAGGGAUAGAGAAGACGUAUACUACAACACAGAGUAUAGUCGGUCUUAUGACUACAAGCGAUCCCAUGAGGACAGCUAUAGGAGCUGCAAGAGCAGCCGUCGCAAGCAGAAGCGGAGAAAGCGUAGAACCAGGUCUUUUAGCCAGUCCUCAUCGAGAAGUCGCCAGAGCAGCAGGCGAGCCAAGAGUGUGGAAGACGACCAGGAGGGCCAUCUGAUCUAUCACGGCGGCGACUGGCUACAAGAAAGAUAUGAAAUUAUUAGUACUCUGGGUGAAGGAACAUUUGGGCGAGUGGUUCAGUGUGUAGAUCAUCGGAGAGGUGGAUGUAGAGUAGCACUGAAAAUCAUCAAAAAUGUGGAGAAGUACAAAGAAGCUGCACGACUGGAGAUAAAUGUCCUAGAGAAAAUAAACGAGAAGGACCCAGACAACAAACACCUUUGUGUACAGAUGUUUGACUGGUUUGACUUUCAUGGUCACAUGUGUAUCUCCUUUGAGCUGCUUGGCCUGAGUACCUUUGACUUCUUGAAGGAGAACAACUAUUUUCCAUACUCCAUCCACCAAGUCCGACACAUGGCCUUCCAGGUGUGCAAGGCUGUAAAAUUUCUUCAUGACAAUAAGCUAACCCACACUGACUUGAAGCCGGAGAAUAUUUUAUUUGUGAAUUCAGAUUCAGAACCCACUUACAGUUUGGAAAAGAAAGAUGAGAGGAGUGUAAAAAACACAGAGAUCAGGAUUGUGGAUUUUGGCAGCGCCACUUUUGAUCACGAACAUCACAGCACAAUUGUUUCAACAAGACAUUAUCGAGCACCAGAGGUUAUCUUGGAGCUUGGUUGGAACCAGCCAUGUGAUGUUUGGAGUAUCGGCUGCAUCGUAUUUGAGUAUUAUGUGGGAUUCACACUUUUCCAGACUCAUGACAACAGGGAGCAUUUAGCCAUGAUGGAAAGAAUUUUGGGCCCUGUCCCAACACGAAUGGUGCGGAAAACCAGAAAACAGAAGUACUUCUACCAUGGUCGUUUAGAUUGGGAUGACAGCACAUCUGCAGGCCGAUAUGUAAGGGAGAAUUGCAAACCUCUAAGGCGGUACAUGAUAUCUGAAACCGAAGAACAUCAACAACUUUUUGACCUGAUUGAAUGCAUGUUGGAUUAUGAGCCGUCUAAGCGAAUCACGUUAACGGAGUCUUUAAAGCACCCAUUUUUUGACCCAUUUAAAUCAGAAUCUGCUGCAAAACACUGGGACACUUGCAGGGACAUUAGCCGAUGAGGAUUCGUCCUACAUUUUGCACCUAUCUUCUUGCUCGGAGAUUAAUUUAUAACCAAAUAUGGUGCUCUAAUACUUGCAUUUUAAUUAAAUGAACUGAACUUUUCUAUACAAUACUGUUAAUAUGUGAGAUAAUAUUCUAUAAAUAUAUAUAUAUAUAUAUUCAUAUUCUGUAAAUGAGUGAAGGAUGGCUGUGGGAGCAGCUUGUACAGUGGCUGACAUGUAAAUAUACUUGUAAAAUUAUUGCUUGUUUUCUUGUAACUUGCCUCCCUUGUGCUCCUCCUUGUAUGAGAAGGAAGUGGGAGUCUGUGGGGCCAGUGCUGGUCCUGUUUCUCUGUCAGUGUUAGGUGGGGGCAUGAUAUUUCUGGAGGAUGGUCCUGCAAGGUAUCUUCCAGUGUUUUUUUUAUAAGGUUUUGUACAGUAUUUGUGAGAAAUAAACCUAAUGUUUGUAUGUGA
Bombina bombina (fire-bellied toad) is the source of this 2125-nucleotide messenger RNA. It is a transcript of the gene CLK2, whose product is annotated as CDC like kinase 2. The record is from RefSeq and is a predicted model, not a curated record. Bases 158 to 1672 code for a protein of 504 amino acids. Gene Ontology annotation, molecular function: protein tyrosine kinase activity; ATP binding. The transcript has 13 exons. Gene Ontology annotation, cellular component: nucleus. NCBI's taxonomy places the organism in Eukaryota, Metazoa, Chordata, Amphibia, Anura, Bombinatoridae. Gene Ontology annotation, biological process: protein phosphorylation; regulation of RNA splicing.